Molecule: messenger RNA, 1358 nt
Organism: Cydia fagiglandana
Lineage: Eukaryota; Metazoa; Arthropoda; Insecta; Lepidoptera; Tortricidae
Gene: Alg14
Product: UDP-N-acetylglucosamine transferase subunit ALG14 homolog
Exons: 2
Coding region: 140-781 (213 amino acids)
Biological process (GO): dolichol-linked oligosaccharide biosynthetic process
Cellular component (GO): UDP-N-acetylglucosamine transferase complex
Molecular function (GO): N-acetylglucosaminyldiphosphodolichol N-acetylglucosaminyltransferase activity
Source: RefSeq, a predicted model, not a curated record
CAUAACCUUACUUUAUAUUGUUGCAUACCUAAGGCAUACCUUGAUCCCCUUGAUCAAAACAACAAUAAAACGAUAUUAUCUCAUUCAAACAAGGUGACCUUACUUAAACUGAAUGCGUUCUGUUAUUUAAUAUUUGGACAUGGAAGUCAUGUAUCUGGGAUUAGCUAUACCAGCCGCAGUGGCCAUAUUCAUCGUUUCAAGAGCACUUUAUUUGAUUAUACAGAUAAUUUCUUCAAAUUGUCACUUAGAAAAACAUGCAUCUUUACGUACCAUUCUGUGCAUUGGAUCUGGUGGACACACAACAGAAAUGCUUCGGCUCUCAAAAAAGCUAGAUUUACAUAAAUAUCAAGAUCGCUUGUACAUAAUUGCUGACAACGACACUAGUAGUGAAAUAAGAAUACAUAAAUCAAUUGAGAAAGGUACUAAUUACACUAUUAGUAAAAUACCCAGAAGUAGGAAUGUGAGGCAGUCAUAUAUUACGUCUGUAUUCAGUACUCUGUAUGCUACUUUACAUACAGUUCCAGUUGUGUAUACAUUCAAACCAGAUGUUAUUUUUUGUAACGGCCCCGGUACAUGUAUACCUAUUUGUAUAGUUGCUUUUAUGUUACGCUGUAUGUUUUUAUUGGACUGUAGGAUAGUGUUUGUAGAAAGCAUUUGUAGAGUAAGAACCUUGUCAUUGUCAGGCAAGAUUUUACAAUAUUUUGCAGAUGUAAUGGUUGUUCAAUGGCCUUCGUUACGAGAUGUGUCCCCUAGAGCUAAAUAUUUUGGAAGGCUGACAUGAAUAAUAUGCUGAACCUCUUUAACCCUUUACCUGGCUAAGGGAUAUAUAUUUCCCACAUAUGGCACUUCAAAUGUGUGUCCUAUUUUAGAUGAGGACUGACAUUUGACUGUCAUUUUUGAAAUAUCAGCCAGGCUGAAGAGUUGCACAGGCUGUUUGGUACAUCAUUUGCCAAAUUAAAACGGCAGAUAGGUUGAAUCAUUUGCUAUAUUCUCAGGCCUAAAAUUUUUAAUUUGGUGCACAUUUUUUUUCACUUCUAUGCCAGAUUUUUUGUAAAUUUCAAAUUUUUACUUGCAUAGUAGUAAAAAAAACCAGGGCCAAUUUUGUUUUUCUAGACAUGAGAAGAUAGCAAAUGAUUCAACCUAUCUGCCAUUUUAAUUUGGCAAAUGAUGUACCAAACGACCUGUAUAGUGUUUUGUAUUAUUCGAAAUGAACAAAUUGCUUGCACUACAAUCUUAACCUUCUUGUUUGAACAAUAAAGUUUAUAUUUAAGCAAAUUACCUUGUUAUUUGUUGAUAUAAUUAGAUAGUCAUCCUGUUAACUCCCUUUAUACAAUUAAAACAAUAAAGGCCUAAAGGUG